Molecule: messenger RNA, 2403 nt
Organism: Hordeum vulgare subsp. vulgare (domesticated barley)
Lineage: Eukaryota; Viridiplantae; Streptophyta; Magnoliopsida; Poales; Poaceae
Product: cell division control protein 48 homolog E-like
Exons: 1
Coding region: 1-2403 (800 amino acids)
Biological process (GO): mitotic spindle disassembly; autophagosome maturation; retrograde protein transport, ER to cytosol
Cellular component (GO): VCP-NPL4-UFD1 AAA ATPase complex; nucleus; cytosol
Molecular function (GO): ATP binding; polyubiquitin modification-dependent protein binding; ATP hydrolysis activity
Source: RefSeq, a predicted model, not a curated record
AUGGCGAGGCAGGGCGACCCGAGCGGGAAGAAGGACUACUCGACGGCGAUCCUGGAGAGGAAGAGGUCGCCGAACCGGCUGGAGGUCGACGAGACGACCGACGACGAGAACUCCGUCGUCGCCCUGCACCCGGACACCAUGGACAGCCUCCAGCUCUUCCGCGGCGACACCGUCCUGCUCAAGGGCAAGAAGCGGAGGGACACGGUCUGCAUUCUGCUUCCGGACGACACGUGCGACAAGGCCAAGGUCCGGAUGAACAGGGUCGUCAGGAAGAACCUGAGGGUCCGGCUCGGCGACGUCGUCUCCGUCCACCAGUGCCCGGACGUCCGAUACGGGAAACGCGUGCACGUGCUCCCCGUCGACGACACCGUCCAAGGGAUGACCGGAAACCUGUUCGACGCCUUCCUGAGACCCUACUUCCUUGAGGCCUACCGUCCGCUCAGAAAGGGAGACCUGUUCCUGGUGAGAGGCGGCAUGACGAGCGUGGAGUUCAAGGUCGUGGAGACCGACCCCGCGGAGUACUGCAUCGUCGCUCCUGACACGGAGGUUUUCUGCGACGGCGAGCCUGUCAAGAGGGAGGACGAGGAGAGGCUCGACGACGUCGGCUACGACGAUGUCGGCGGAGUCAGGAAGCAGAUGGCCCAGAUCAGAGAGCUGGUUGAGCUCCCGCUGCGCCACCCCCAGCUGUUCAAGUCCAUUGGUGUCAAGCCUCCGAAGGGCAUCUUGCUGUAUGGGCCACCUGGGACCGGCAAAACCCUCAUUGCCAGAGCUGUGGCCAACGAGACAGGCGCCUUCUUCUUCCUGAUCAAUGGCCCGGAGAUUAUGUCGAAGCUCGCCGGAGAAAGCGAGAGCAACCUCAGGAAGGCGUUUGAAGAGGCCGAGAAGAACGCGCCGGCCAUCAUCUUCAUCGACGAGAUUGACUCCAUAGCCCCAAAGAGAGAAAAGACCAACGGAGAGGUGGAAAGGCGUAUCGUUUCGCAGCUGCUCACUCUCAUGGAUGGGCUUAAGUCCCGUGCACACGUUAUUGUCAUGGGUGCUACCAACCGCCCGAACAGCAUCGACCCUGCUCUCAGAAGGUUUGGAAGGUUUGAUAGAGAGAUCGACAUUGGAGUCCCCGAUGAGGUCGGGCGGCUCGAGGUUCUCCGGAUUCACACUAAGAACAUGAAGCUGGCUGAAGAUGUUGAGCUGGAGCAUGUUUCAAGAGACACCCAUGGGUACGUCGGCGCCGAUCUCGCUGCCCUUUGUACCGAGGCUGCUCUCCAGUGCAUUCGCGAGAAGAUGGAUAUCAUAGACCUCGAGGAUGACACCAUUGAUGCGGAGAUACUGAAUUCCAUGGCCGUCACAAAUGACCAUUUCAAGAUUGCACUGGGGACAAGCAACCCAUCUGCUCUUCGUGAAACUAUGGUCGAAGUUCCGAAUGUCUCUUGGGAAGAUAUUGGUGGCCUGGAGAGUGUAAAAAGGGAGCUGCAGGAGACCGUCCAGUAUCCAGUGGAGCAUCCAGAGAAAUUCGAGAAGUUUGGCAUGGCUCCCUCCAAAGGUGUUCUGUUCUACGGCCCUCCGGGCUGCGGCAAGACCUUGUUGGCCAAGGCGAUUGCCAAUGAGUGCCAGGCAAACUUCAUCAGCAUCAAAGGACCGGAGCUGCUUACCAUGUGGUUUGGCGAGAGCGAGGCCAAUGUGCGUGAGAUCUUCGACAAGGCUAGGGGGUCGGCACCAUGCGUCCUCUUCUUUGACGAGCUCGACUCGAUUGCCACCAAGCGAGGAAGCAGUGUUGGCGAUGCCGGAGGUGCCGCCGAUAGGGUGCUGAAUCAGCUUCUUACCGAGAUGGACGGCAUGAAUGCCAAGAAAACCGUGUUCAUCAUCGGCGCCACCAACAGGCCAGACAUCAUAGACCCUGCCUUGCUUCGGCCUGGGCGCCUUGAUCAGCUUAUCUACAUUCCUCUGCCUGACGUUGAAUCCAGGCUCCAGAUCUUCAGGGCCUGCCUCAGGAAGUCUCCUGUGGCCAAGGAUGUUGACUUGAAUGCGCUCGCCAAAUACACGCAGGGGUUCAGCGGCGCAGACAUCACGGAGAUCUGUCAGCGUGCGUGCAAAUAUGCCAUCAGAGAGAACAUUGAGAAGGACAUGGAAAAGGAGAGGCGGCGGAAGGACAACCCUGAAGCCAUGGAGGAAGACGAGGUCGAUGAGAUCAGGGCUGCUCACUUGGAGGAGAGCAUGAGGUAUGCACGCCGGAGUGUGAGCGAUGCUGAUAUUCGCAAAUACCAGGCCUUUGCUCAGACGCUGCAGCAGUCCCGUGGUUUCGGCACCGAGUUCCGAUUCCCUGAUCGGCCGGUGGGGGGCGCUACAGCCGCGGCCGAUCCUUUCGCGUCCGCUGCCACGGCAGCUGAAGAAGAUGAUUUGUACAGUUAA